Cokeromyces recurvatus is the source of this 1320-nucleotide messenger RNA. RefSeq names its product nucleotide-diphospho-sugar transferase. The record is from RefSeq and is a predicted model, not a curated record. The transcript is spliced from 4 exons. Lineage: Eukaryota; Fungi; Mucoromycota; Mucoromycetes; Mucorales; Mucoraceae. Gene Ontology annotation, molecular function: alpha-1,2-mannosyltransferase activity. Gene Ontology annotation, biological process: protein N-linked glycosylation; cell wall mannoprotein biosynthetic process. The coding region runs from base 28 to 1164 and encodes 378 amino acids. Gene Ontology annotation, cellular component: Golgi apparatus; membrane.
UUUUCUUUUUAUAUAUAAAAAAUAGAAAUGAUGCUAACGGCAAGAUAUAGUCGAAUAGGAUUAUUAAUAUUAUUUCCUUUUUGUAUAUUUUUAUUAAUAUUUUAUAGUUCUUAUAACAAGAAUUUAAAUACAUAUAAAUAUGAUUAUGAAAUUGAAAAGAAUAGCUCAACUAUUCACCGAGAAAAUGCUGCAUUUGUUGUGUUGGCACGUAACUCUGACUUGAACGGAAUUAGAGAAGCAAUGCAGAUGAUGGAAGAUCGUUUUAAUCAUAAAUACCAUUAUCCAUGGGUCUUUUUAAAUGAUCAGCCAUUUGAAGAGAAAUUUAAAGAAUAUACAACGGGAUUAGCUUCGGGCAAAACUUAUUACGGUGAACUAAGUCAUGACAUGUGGGGUUAUCCUGACUGGAUUGAUCAAGAAAAGGCAAGAAAGUCAAGAGAGGAAAUGGAGGCAGCUCAAGUUAUCUAUGGUGGAGUUGAAUCCUAUAGACAUAUGUGCAGAUUUCAAAGCGGGUUCUUUUUUAGACAUCCUUUGAUGGAACAAUUUGAUUAUUAUUGGAGAGUCGAGCCCGACGUUAAAUUUACAUGUGAUAUUGAUUAUGAUCCAUUUAAAGUAAUGAGAGAAAAAGAUUUAAAAUAUGGAUUCACUAUAUCUUUAUAUGAAUAUGAAAAUACCAUUCCAACAUUAUGGAAAACAACAAAGCAAUUCAUGAAGGAAUAUCCACAACAUAUUGUCCCAACAAAUGACUCUGAGAGCUUAAUGAGUUGGAUUACCGAUAACGGUGGUGAAACAUAUAAUUUGUGUCAUUUUUGGAGUAAUUUUGAAAUUGGCUCCUUGGCGUUUUUAAGAUCUCAAGCCUAUUUAGAUUAUUUUAAUUAUUUAGACAAAGCGGGUGGUUUCUUUUAUGAAAGAUGGGGAGAUGCUCCAGUGCAUAGUAUUGCAGUAGCUAUGAUGUUGAAAAAAUCUGAUGUACAUUUCUUUUAUGAUAUUGGUUAUUUCCAUAAUCCAUUUAAAAAUUGUCCUAGUGAACCCAGUUGGCUUCCAAUAGAGAAAUGUAGUUGUGACCCAUCAGAUAGUAUGCAUGAUAAUAAUUGGAGUUGUACUCCUAAAUUUUUGAAUCUUGUAAACAAGAAAGUAACAGACUUUGUUAUUACCAAAAGAUAUUAAAAGUUUAUUUUUGAUAAAUGGACGGUAAAUUCUCUUUAUCAAUAAAAGCAAGCAGAGUAGUAUUUAAUUCAGCACUAAAAUAAAGCAAAGUUUAAUUUAAGAAAAAAAAAAUAUGUGCACUUUAUAACUUACUUUGAACAAACUACAAACUUUUUU